CCUUCGAGGCCAUACGCAGCUAUUUUCCAUCGGCUCCGAGCUUUCGUUUCAUCUCGCGGUUAGCAUAUACAUUAACCAUACCCGACUAUUACCCCCUCGCAUCAUAUGAUAUAUUCAUUUAUGCCAUUGCGAAAUUAUCACCGACGCAAAGAUGAAGUUUCUCCCGCUUCGCGAUUUCGACGUCAUCACCUUGGCGCUAAACUUCAGCACGGCUGAGUGUCGUGUCAAAGGCGGAUGCGAUCUUUACACGACAAAAGCGGCCGGUUCUGACAAGAAACUAUACAAAUCAAUCGAAACAUCUCUCGAAGCUCAACACGCGGCGCUCCUCAAAUUUGGUGCGUCGCUCUCACCGCCACAACGCAAGGAGAUGGCUGCAUCUCUGAAUCUAUCCCGUUCCAGCCCAUUUGGCAAUAUGAGCGAGAUUUCGAGCCGUCGCACCUUUGCCUAUCUAAUUGCGACAUUGAACGCGAGCCAUCCCGAUUAUGACUUCUCCCACGUCUUGCGCCCGACGGACUUCCGCCGCGAGCGCAACCUACAACAUGUAAUGGCGAACAUUGAUAACACGCUGAAUAGUGUGCGACCUUUGGGUUCUUCGCUCCUUUCACCUGAUGCGAACUCUUCGUAUCGUUCUUACGGUGGUUCUCCUGCGCCGAGUCUAGCCUCAGGAGGUGAUACGAUUAGUCCUGCUUGGAGUCCACACAUGUGGACCAUGAUCGAUAAGGAGAUGACACUGAAAGACUGCACAGUAUUUUCGUAUCAACCGCUCGAGGACCCUUUUGAUGGUGACGAGUCCGCUAUCUGGCGUCUUCAUUAUUUCUUCUUCAAUAAGAAUAAGAAACGUGUUGCCUAUCUAUAUGUUAGGGGUUUACCGAAUUUAGUCAACUCGCCCGCGCUUGCCCCCCAUAGGCGCGGGAGUAAUGGACUAUCCAAGCGCCACGCGACGCCCCUACCUGGUAGCUUGGGGGCGAACAAACGCGCUAGGUUCUGGCUAGGAGAUCAACUCGCAAGUCGUAUUAUUGUCGACGAUGAUUAUGAUGAUGACGAGUACGACGAUGACGAUAUGAUCCAGUAUGACCCAGACGAGGAUAUUGAGAUCGAUCCAUUGCAUGAUCCCUCUUCCGAUGAGGAGAGCGAUCAGUAUGAUGAAGAUGAUGAGGAAAGCGAAUACGAACAAGUUGCGCAUUCUGUUAGGGGCAUGAGUGAAGACAUCGCGGCGAGCAUGGAAAUAUAAAAAAAACCGGCAUGAUAUUAUCCCCACGGUCGGAUUCGGCUCCCUUUCCAUUAUUCCAUUUCUUUUUGGCGUUCAAGGAUGGAAUGGGGAUGGGGGCAUCAGGAUCCAGGGGGUAAUGACGGGUAUUAAACCAAUAGACGAC
Molecule: messenger RNA, 1373 nt
Organism: Daldinia loculata
Lineage: Eukaryota; Fungi; Ascomycota; Sordariomycetes; Xylariales; Hypoxylaceae
Product: repressor of RNA polymerase III transcription MAF1
Exons: 2
Coding region: 152-1231 (359 amino acids)
Biological process (GO): negative regulation of transcription by RNA polymerase III
Cellular component (GO): nucleus
Molecular function (GO): RNA polymerase III core binding
Source: RefSeq, a predicted model, not a curated record